GAUUGGUGGCUAAUCGGGUGGCAGMAAGGGGUACAUUUUUUUUUAACCUUUGGCCCGAAAGUAGCUGGUGAUCCAGCAUCCAAUAGGAGUCGGGUAACAAGCAGGAGGACCCUAAUCGUACAAAGUACAGUGGCUAAAUAACGUUAGCACUCAGAAAUAUACAUUUUUCCACGCAGUUGGGGUUUAAACUUCUGCCUUCAAGAUGGACGAGGAUAGAGGGAAAGCAUCAGACCAAAUGAAGCUAUGGAAAGAGGACCGAAGCGCUCAGAGGCCAGACAACCUGACCACUGGGGCUGGUCACCCGAUAGGGGACAAGUUGAAUAUAAUGACAGCGGGUCCCYGGGGGCCCCUCCUAGUGCAGGACACCCCGUUCAUAGACGAGAUGGCCCACUUUGACCGCGAGCGCAUCCCAGAGAGGGUGGUGCAUGCCAAGGGAGGCGGAGCGUUUGGGUACUUUGAGGUGACACAUGACAUCUCUCGCUACUGCAAGGCCAAGGUGUUUGAGCAUGUGGGCAAGACCACACCUAUCGCCAUUCGCUUCUCCACCGUGGCUGGGGAAUCGGGUUCAGCUGACACAGUGCGAGACCCACGUGGCUUUGCAGUUAAGUUCUACACUGACGAGGGCAACUGGGACCUUACUGGCAACAACACCCCCAUCUUCUUUAUCAGGGACGCCAUGCUGUUCCCAUCCUUUGUCCACUCUCAGAAGCGCAACCCCCAGACUCACCUGAAGGACCCAGACAUGGUGUGGGACUUCUGGAGCCUGCGGCCUGAGUGUAUGCAUCAGGUGUCCUUCCUGUUCAGUGACCGUGGUCUGCCCGACGGCUUCCGCCACAUGAAUGGCUACGGAUCCCACACCUUCAAGCUGGUCAACGCCGAGCGUCAGCCCGUCUACUGCAAGUUCCACUACAAGACCAACCAGGGUAUCAAGAAUUUGAAGCCUGAGGACGCCGAGCGCCUGGCCUCCACCGACCCGGACUACGCCAUCCGAGACCUUUACACCUCCAUCGCCAACGGGAAAUUCCCCUCCUGGUCAUUCUACAUCCAGGUCAUGACCUUUGACCAGGCCGAGAAGUUCCAGUGGAACCCCUUUGACCUGACCAAGGUGUGGUCUCACAAGGAGUACCCCCUCAUUCCCGUGGGGAGGUUGGUGCUCAACAGAAACCCUGCCAACUACUUUGCUGAGAUCGAGCAGCUGGCCUUUGACCCCAGCAAUAUGCCCCCUGGCAUCGAGCCCAGCCCCGACAAGAUGCUGCAGGGGCGUCUGUUCUCCUACCCAGACACACACCGACACCGGCUGGGAACCAACUACCUGCAGCUGCCCGUCAACUGCCCCUUCAGGACCCGUGUGUCCAACUACCAGCGAGACGGGCCCAUGUGCAUGUUCGACAACCAGGCUGGCGCUCCCAACUACUUCCCCAACAGCUUCAGUGCCCCAGAGACCCAACGACAGCAUGUGGAAACCAGGUUUAAGGUGUCCCCAGAUGUGGGCCGCUACAACAGCGCUGACGAUGAUAAUGUCACACAGGUGCGUACCUUCUUCACCGAGGUGCUGAAUGAGGCGGAGCGCCAGAGGCUCUGUCAGAACAUGGCUGGUGCCCUGAAGGGAGCCCAAGUCUUCAUCCAGAAACGCUGGGUUCAGAAUCUGAUGGCUGUGCAUGCAGACUAUGGGAACGGGGUUCAGACCCUACUCAACAACACUGAGCCCACGAAGGACACUGUGAGAGUGUACACCCGUGGAGGUGCCUCUACCAUCGCUGCCUCCUCCAAGAUGUGAUGCCUUAACUUCCACCUGGGGGCAGUUCCACCUGUUGCACUUACCAUCCGCUAUAGAAUAUCUUACUAUCGACCGUCCGUAAAUGCUAUAGCUAAUUAAAUUGCAAGCUAUCAUGAUUGUUUUUGUAAUUCCUCAGGCUACUUACUGCACAGAUGACUCAAGAGACAGCAUUGCUGUCAGUUCUAACAUGUAGUUUCUUGUCCAUUUUGCCUAAGUUCACACAGAAAUGAAUAUAGUCAGACUGCAGCCCUAUGGGAGAAGAUCUGUCCCCACAGUCAAAUACACAGACGCAAUCUGAAAAGCUGUGCAGUUAUUCAGUUGUUUUAUAGUAUAAUUUUCAUUCCAUUGUCAGUAUAGUGAUAUCUCUUUCCCAAUUACUUAUUGUUUGUGUAUCCAUGCCUCAUGUAUGCCCUGAUAGUUAGCUUAAUAAACAGGUAUGUGUUAGCUAGCCUAUAUGCAAAAUAUGACAUUUAUUCUAGUUAGACAAACCACCAAUGUUUUCAAAUAAGGUUCAUAAUUAUUGCUUAGGCCAUCACCAUAUUUCUUGGUUAUAUUAGAAAUGGUUUCAAGCCAACGAUCGGUGUGAUUCAGUCAUGAAGUCGUCCUCGCAGCCAAAACUACAAAGCAGUGCCUUUUUGGGUUAGACACAAAUACCUAACACCAUGGCAGGAUCAGGGCUUUGCCUAGACUUUUAAUCACUAUAUAAAAAUG
Salvelinus sp. IW2-2015 is the source of this 2488-nucleotide messenger RNA. RefSeq names its product catalase. Gene Ontology annotation, biological process: response to hydrogen peroxide; hydrogen peroxide catabolic process. Lineage: Eukaryota; Metazoa; Chordata; Actinopteri; Salmoniformes; Salmonidae. Gene Ontology annotation, molecular function: heme binding; catalase activity. The record is from RefSeq and is a predicted model, not a curated record. Gene Ontology annotation, cellular component: peroxisome; mitochondrion; cytoplasm.